Messenger RNA from Prosopis cineraria, 480 nucleotides. Its product is annotated as peptidyl-prolyl cis-trans isomerase D-like. Gene Ontology annotation, biological process: protein peptidyl-prolyl isomerization. The transcript has 6 exons. Bases 82 to 339 code for a protein of 85 amino acids. The record is from RefSeq and is a predicted model, not a curated record. Gene Ontology annotation, molecular function: peptidyl-prolyl cis-trans isomerase activity. Lineage: Eukaryota; Viridiplantae; Streptophyta; Magnoliopsida; Fabales; Fabaceae.
GUGACUUUAGGGGUUUUGUUGGCCUGAGUUCUAAUUCACAAAAGAAAGAACGGCGGAGGAGGAUCCGCACCCCUUCUUUACAUGGAUAUCUGUAAAUGGGAGAUCCAUAAAAGGAUGGCUUUUAAGCUAUUCCAUGACAAAGCCCCCUACACCGUAUCAAAUUUCCAUGCGCUAUGUACAAGUAAAAUGGGAGUAAGUCCCAAAAUUGGGAAGCUUUUGUCUUACCUGCAAUGUUUUCUUUAUAAGGUCGAUAGCCUAUCCCAUGUGAAGGGAGGUGCUUUGUGUCCAAGAGUUAUAAGUUUCAUUUGGUCUGAUGUCCAGUUUGCUAUAAUUUGUUGAAGGGAAAGGUAGAGAUAGCAUAUAUGGCCCAUAUUUUCUAGGUGAGAAUGCUAGAUCAUACUUUUGAAAAGUUAAUCAAAAUGUAUGUCUAUUUAUGUCUAUUCUACAUUGUUGUGAUCUAUUUCAAUUGAGGAAAAUGAG